AUGCUGAGACAGACCAAGUACAUUUCUAGGAGGUGCAGUGUUUGUAUUUGGAGAAGGGGCCUGUCUUCCCGAGUGCAGCUCCCUGACAGGGAAACUACCGUGGCCAAGUUUGUGUUUCCCUCUACUACGCAUACCAUUGGUAGCGUAGCACUGUCGUUGGAGAAGUACUUGGGCAAAGAAAUUACCCUGCAUGGAUGGAUGAACAGCAAGCCCAGAAAAGUUUCAAAACGGCUAGCGUUUGGUGAAUUGAGAGAUUACAACGGUGAUAUCACUCAAAUUGUCAUAGCUGAUGAAGAGAUGAUAUCUUUACAGCUACAAUUGGAAGACGCUAUUGCAGUCACCGGCACGAUAUCAAGGAGAAGACCCAAGAAGGACCAAAGCGAGGAGUCUGUGGGAAAACUAUGGGAUUUAAACGUUAUAAAAUUACAAAUCCUAAACCGUUCGAAUCUUGUCCCAUCUCAGUUGAAAUCACUAGACGUAGCGUCACCCGAUUACCCACCUGAAUACCGUUACUUACAACUCAGAUCGAAGUUUUUUCAAGAUGCUCUUAAGCUGCGGGCAAAGGCUUUGCAACGUGUCAGAUCCACUUUAGAUUCCCUUUCAUUCACCGAGAUUGAAACACCUCUCCUUUUCAAAUCUACUCCGGAGGGCGCCAAUGAGUUCUUGGUUCCCACCAGACGAAAGUCUUAUUUCUAUGCACUUCCGCAAUCUCCACAGCAAUACAAACAGCUCUUGAUGGCAAGUGGCGUCAAAUCAUACUAUCAAGUUGCUCGCUGUUUCCGAGAUGAAGACUUAAGGGCUGACCGCCAACCUGAAUUCACACAGAUAGAUAUAGAGAUGAGCUUUGCAGACGGAAAACAAGUCAGACACGCGGUGGAACAAGUUGUCAAUAAUGUCUGGUUAGAUGUCAAAAAGUCUCCACUCUAUGUUCCUUUUGGAACUGACCAGCUAGUUAGGUCCAACGAAUUCCCAUUGAUGUCAUACAAAUCAGUUCUAGAGUUAUAUGGGAUUGAUAAACCUGAUUUAAGGUCAUCAUUACGAUUUCACGAUAUAUCUGAAUUCACAACAAGAGUUGCCAACCCUGAUUUCCCUGUUUUCGAAGUGUGUGUUUUGAAACAAGCAUUUGAAGGAUCGCAUUAUACGAUUCCUGACUUGCUCAUACAACCCGAUAAUUAUAAAUCUAGGAGACCAGCAAUGUUUGCCAUUAAAUCCACCACUGACUUGAACAAUUGGCACCAGCAUUUCUCUGAGUAUGCUGAUAUCGAUUCCUCUAAACUUGAAGAGCUUACGGCCAAGCUCAAUCUUCAACCUGGUGAUAUAAUUACCGGAGCUGAUAGAGCCAUUCUGCCAUAUGAGAAUCCAACUCCCCUGGGACGUUUUAGACAACUUGCCAUUGAACAAUUCCCUACAAAAUGGAGAAGAACAGUGGCUAACAGUGAAGAAGACACUUUAAAAGACUUGAGUGUUGCUACUUGGGUAGUUGAUUUCCCGCUGUUCAAUCCCGUAGAAGAAGACCAACUAAGCGGAAAGCAAAGCUAUCCACUUUACAAAAAGAACCAAUAUGAGUCUACCCAUCACCCGUUCACCAUGUGUUCACCUGCAGAUUACGAUCUUCUCUCAACCGAUCCUUUGGCGGUACAUGGUGAGCAUUACGAUCUGGUUGUCAACGGAGUUGAAGUUGGAGGAGGUUCAAGAAGAAUUCAUGACUCUAAUCUACAACAGUAUAUUUUCAAAGAGAUUCUCGGGAUCCAAGAUCCCCAUCGGUUGUUUGGACAUUUGUUGGGGGCUUUCGAAUCUGGAUGUCCUCCCCAUGCUGGCUUUGCUAUUGGGUUUGACAGACUCUGUGCAAUGCUUUUAGGGUCCACAAGUAUCCGUGAUGUAAUUGCAUUCCCCAAGAACCAAAAAGGACGAGACCCUGUUACAGAGAGUCCCAGCAUGGUUCCUUCCAAGACUUUAGAAAAGUAUCAUAUACGGGAGAUUGAGGCCUGUCACCAGUAA
Molecule: messenger RNA, 1998 nt
Organism: Komagataella phaffii GS115
Lineage: Eukaryota; Fungi; Ascomycota; Pichiomycetes; Pichiales; Pichiaceae
Product: Mitochondrial aspartyl-tRNA synthetase, required for acylation of aspartyl-tRNA
Exons: 1
Coding region: 1-1998 (665 amino acids)
Biological process (GO): aspartyl-tRNA aminoacylation
Cellular component (GO): cytoplasm; mitochondrion
Molecular function (GO): ATP binding; aspartate-tRNA ligase activity
Source: RefSeq, a predicted model, not a curated record